Messenger RNA from Lentinula edodes (shiitake mushroom), 1809 nucleotides. RefSeq names its product P-loop containing nucleoside triphosphate hydrolase protein. Lineage: Eukaryota; Fungi; Basidiomycota; Agaricomycetes; Agaricales; Omphalotaceae. The coding region runs from base 1 to 1809 and encodes 602 amino acids. Gene Ontology annotation, biological process: protein insertion into mitochondrial inner membrane from matrix; mitochondrial respiratory chain complex III assembly. Gene Ontology annotation, molecular function: ATP binding; ATP hydrolysis activity. Gene Ontology annotation, cellular component: mitochondrial inner membrane. The record is from RefSeq and is a predicted model, not a curated record. The transcript has 8 exons.
AUGGCCUCGUAUCUCCAGGAAGUCCUGAGUAUGAUCAUGAUGACCCCCAACGCCAGCAGUACCGCAGAACCCCACAUCAAUCCGGUGGCAUCACCCUCAACGACUUCACCUUCCCAAACGACUAUUUCCAAUAUCAUCGCCUUUCUUUUCUCAUUAUCGGCUUUGAGAGAUUGGGUGAAGCUCAUCGUGCUUGGAGGGUUUUUCGAAACAUGCAGACGAAUCGUCUUGGGAAUGUACUCCAAACUGAUCUCUUCGUUCUGGAUGAACGCAUAUUUUGAAGAUCAAGAUCCUUGUUAUAAUUGGUUGAUGGUCUGGCUUUCGAAGCAACCCUCUUGGAAAAAAUCGCGCGACGUUCAAAUAAGCACUCAAACCUACGGCGCUAAGAGUAGUUCCAUCACGUUGGAUGGGGAAGACAACUACAGUAGCCAGUUCAAAUCAUAUCGCAAGCUCUCUUACCUCCCUUCGCUAUCUGUCACGUACAGCCUUUGGUACAAGGGCUGCUACAUGAACAUCAUUCGUACUCAACAGGAAACUCGCUGGUAUGGGGAUAAAGAAAACACUUUACAGAUAAGUCUGUUAACUCGAGAUCGAGAUAUUCUCGUACACCUCCUUCAAGAAGCCAGACAAGAAUACAUGGCUGCCCAAGAACACCAUAUGUGUAUAUUUGUCAAUGAUAGCAUGGGCAACUGCUGGAGCCACGUAGCUUCCCGGGCUAAACGCAGUAUGACCUCUAUUAUCUUGGAUCCCGGAGUCAAGGAGCUGUUAUUGAAGGACGCUCGUGACUUUCUGGAAAGUAAAGCUUGGUACUCCGAACGAGGUAUCCCCUACCGUCGUGGUUAUCUCCUUUGGGGUGCACCAGGAUCCGGCAAGUCAUCGCUGAUCCACGCACUUGCCGGGGAACUUGGUCUUGAUGUCUACGUGCUCUCCCUCGGGAAAGCAGGCUUGGACGAUAGCUCGUUGAAUGGCUUGAUAAACCAGUUGCCAGAACGAUGUAUUGCGCUCAUGGAGGAUGUUGACGCUGUUUUCACGCAUGGACUCAGCCGCGACUCCGACGCCGUGGGUGCUCUCGCAAAUCUCCCUAACCCCUCAAGAUCUCCAACGGCAUCGACCCCUGCCCCUUCGAAUAACAGAGUUACACUGAGUGGACUCUUAAACGCUCUAGAUGGUGUCUCUGCUCAGGAAGGUCGUAUUUUAUUCGCCACGACCAACAAAUAUUCUUCUCUCGAUUCGGCUUUGCGCCGCCCCGGGCGAAUGGAUGUCCAUAUUGAAUUCAAGCUUGCAAGCAAAUACCAAGCACGAGAGUUAUUUCUGCGAUUCUUCAAUCCCAGGAAUACUCCAAAGAUCGUCGAAGACAACGAAACUGAUUCGGGCGAUUCUAUUGGGAGUGCUGAUUCUGGAUAUACCUCCACUCAUGACACUCAACUCACGGUUCAUUCCUCCUUCCGUGAAAACAAAUUCCCGAUUGAAAAACUCAAAUUGUUGGCUGACGACUUUGCGGAGGCGAUACCAGAAUAUGGAUUUUCUAUGGCAGCCUUGCAAGGGUAUCUGAUGAUGUACAAGACACAGCCAUUGGAAGCAGUCGAGCAGAUCGGUGCAUGGUUGCAGAAGGAAAAGGAGGAACACGCCACUAAAAAUCAGGAGGCGCAGACGAAAAAGGUAGGGUCAUUGGAAGAAGAGAAAGAGACAUUAGAGCAGGAGGUGACAAAGAGAGUGGAGAAAGCAGUACGAGAACGAUUGGAACGAGAGAAACUAGAGAAGGAGCUCAUGGAGAAAAAGGUGGAAAGCUGGUUAAUCGAACGACCUUUAUGA